This is a messenger RNA of Octodon degus (degu), 1696 nucleotides long. It is a transcript of the gene Ppm1j, whose product is annotated as protein phosphatase, Mg2+/Mn2+ dependent 1J. The transcript has 10 exons. Gene Ontology annotation, molecular function: protein serine/threonine phosphatase activity. NCBI's taxonomy places the organism in Eukaryota, Metazoa, Chordata, Mammalia, Rodentia, Octodontidae. The record is from RefSeq and is a predicted model, not a curated record. The coding region runs from base 25 to 1542 and encodes 505 amino acids. Gene Ontology annotation, biological process: protein dephosphorylation.
GGCGGGGCGGGGCAGGGAGACAGCAUGCUAAACCGGGUGCGCUCGGCCCUGGCGCACCUGGUGAGUUCCGGGGGCGCUCCGCCUCCGAGCCCCAAAUCCCCGGACUUACCCAGUGCGACCACGGCACCACCCGCCGCCGCUCCAGAGGCGCCUAAGGGUCCUCCAGCGAGGCCCGGGAGCAGGAGCGGGGCUCCCGCGAAGACUACAGAGGCUCGAACGAGCUUCUGCAGACCGACCUUCCUGCAGCUGAGCCCCGGGGGGCUGCGACGCGCCGACGACCACGCGGGCCGCGCUGUGCAGAGCCCCCCGGACACGGGCCGUCGCCUGCCCUGGAGCACGGGCUACGCCGAGGUCAUCAACGCUGGCAAGAGCCGGCACAAUGAGGACCAGGCUUGCUGUGAAGUGGUGUAUGUGGGAGGCCGCAGGAGUGUUUCAGGGGCCCCUAGAGAGCCUAGCCGAGGCCAGGGACUCUGCUUCUACUACUGGGGCCUAUUUGAUGGACAUGCAGGUGGUGGAGCUGCUGAAAUGGCCUCUAGGCUGUUACAUCGGCACAUCCAGGAGCAGCUGAAGGACCUAGUAGAAAUACUUCAGGACCCUUCACCACCUCCCCUUUGCCUCCCAUCUACCCCUGGGACCCCAGGUUCCUCGGAUCCCUCUCACUUGGUUGGUCCUCAGCCCUGCUGGUCUGUGCAGAAGGAAGUUACCCAUGAGAGCCUGGUCAUAGGGGCCAUUGAGAAUGCCUUCCAGCACAUGGAUGAGCAGAUGGCCCGAGAGCGGCGUGGCCACCAGAUGGAGGGGGGCUGCUGUGCCCUGGUUGUGGUAUAUCUUCUAGGCAAGGUGUAUGUGGCCAAUGCAGGCGACAGCAGAGCCAUCAUUGUCCGAAAUGGUGAAAUCAUUCCAAUGUCCCGGGAGUUUACCCCAGAGACUGAGCGCCAGCGUCUUCAGUUGCUUGGCUUUCUGAAACCAGAGCUGCUGGGCAGUGAAUUCACCCACCUCGAGUUUCCCCGAAGAAUUCAGCCCAAGGAACUGGGGCAGAUGAUGCUGUACAGGGACCAGAACAUGACUGGCUGGGCCUACAAAAAGAUCGAGCUGGAGGACCUCAGGUUUCCUCUGGUCUGUGGGGAGGGCAAAAAGGCCAGAGUGAUGGCCACCAUUGGGGUGACCCGGGGAUUAGGAGACCACAACCUUAAGGUCUGUGGUUCUACCUUGCCCAUCAAGCCCUUCCUGUCCUGCUUUCCUGAGGUACGAGUCUAUGACCUGACACAGUAUGAGCACUGCCCAGAUGAUGUGCUAGUCCUGGGAACAGAUGGCCUGUGGGAUGUCACCAAUGACCAUGAAGUGGCCACCACAGUAGACAGGGUGCUGUCAGCCUAUGAGCCCAAUGACCCAAGCAGGUACACAGCUCUGGCCCAAGCUCUGGUCCUGGGGGCCCGGGGCACCCCACGGGACCGAGGCUGGCGUCUCCCCAACAACAAGCUUGGUUCCGGGGAUGACAUCUCGGUCUUCGUCAUCCCCCUGGGAGGGCCAGGCAGUUACUCCUGACAGGCAUAGCUUCAGCUGUCCCACUAUCCCCUUUCCCAGCCCAAAUUCUGAAGUUGUUUCCUUGACCCUUCUUUAGUGACAAUUUAACUGACAAAGGGAGGUUAAUAGAACCAGAAUUAUAGCUAUUGGCAAAUAAACCAGAUGAAUAAAGAUG